Molecule: messenger RNA, 810 nt
Organism: Rotaria socialis
Lineage: Eukaryota; Metazoa; Rotifera; Eurotatoria; Philodinida; Philodinidae
Source: the annotation of a GenBank genome assembly
AUGAAUAAUCAUCGUCUCUUAUUUAGUUUGAUUCUUAUUCUAACCAUUUUAUAUCUUACAUCAUCAUCUCAUUGUGGUCCGCAUUCACACCAAGAUGAUAUGCCAUUCGAUGAUAAAGUUCAACAAUCACCUUUAGUUCUUAUUGGUACUUCAUUGAAUAAAAAUUUUGAUCCAAAUAUUGCAAAUUUAUUUAAUGUUACAUAUCUUGUGCGGUGUAUUCUAAAAGGUUCACCAACAAAACGUAUUAUACGAAUUGUUCAAGCAGGUUCACUGCUUGGCCGUCGUUCUUGUCAAAGAUUCGAUGUCAAUCGAGAAUAUAUUGCUUUUCUUGAACCAUUUUUUGAUGAAACUUACCGACCUGUUGAUUUAGAAGAAAUUCAAUAUAGUUUUCAAAUAAAUGAUUUACUUGAAAAAACAUGUGGACUUUCGCGAACAUAUCCAUUUACCGAAACCAAUGAUACUGAAGCAAGCUCAACUAGUAAAUGUCCAUCAGCUGUUUCGACAUCGUGUGCCAAAGAAACAACAAAAGCUACGGUUCCAACAUCAACAAAAAGUGCAGUUGUACCAACAACAAAAUCAAUGAAUCCAUUAAUGUUCGGGCAAGGUACCAUGGAUUAUGCAAUACUAUCACUUCUACUAGCUGACUAUCAACGUCAAAAUUUGAGUCUAGCCUUUUUACAAGGUGAUAAUCCUAAAUUACUUUUUUCUGACGAUGAAGCACGAAAAAAUCAAGCAAAUCAAUAUUCAUUCAUGAUUAUUAUUACUUUACUUCAAUUUAUUUCGUGUAGUAUUAUUCGACUUUUCUUAUAG